Messenger RNA from Neodiprion fabricii, 2426 nucleotides. Its product is annotated as homeotic protein empty spiracles-like. NCBI's taxonomy places the organism in Eukaryota, Metazoa, Arthropoda, Insecta, Hymenoptera, Diprionidae. Bases 522 to 1766 code for a protein of 414 amino acids. The record is from RefSeq and is a predicted model, not a curated record. The transcript has 3 exons. Gene Ontology annotation, molecular function: DNA binding; DNA-binding transcription factor activity, RNA polymerase II-specific. Gene Ontology annotation, biological process: brain development; neuron differentiation; central nervous system development.
CCGACGCCAGAAGCAUCCGAGACACCGCCGCUCCUCGCGCAGCUGCGGCAGGCACACCGCAGCAUCGAAACGACGCAAGGUUAUCGGGCGAUUUGACAGUGACGAGAAGACGUACAGUGGUUGGAUAAAUGUUGUUUUGUGGACGUUUGAGUAAGUGACAGUGCGCGAUAGGUUUUCGAGCGGGUGGAAGAAGCCUCUGGAUUUACAAGAUCCGGAGUCGCCUGAACUCUGGACGUACAACGAUUGUCAGGCCCCGACGGGAAGUGAAACUGGUCCCCCGAAUGAUCGCGGUCAUGGCCACGGUGUGCGUAAUCAAAGUGUGACAGUGUGCGGGAUAGAGAGGAUAAUAAUUUUGUAGUUGAGUGGUUUUCUUCGGUGGUUGAAUAACGAAUGACCCUCGCAACGGCAAGGCCAAGGGUAGUAUAGGAGAUGAGGCCCCGUCAGGACACUCGCUGAGCACGGGACAAAGGGGGUCUCAGCAGGAGCAAGGCUGCCGAGUUAACCUGGCCGCGACACGUACAAUGAUGCCACUCGCGCCGACGCCGAUAGUCGCGGUGCCCUCGAAGCCGAAGAUCGGUUUCAGCAUCGACUCGAUAGUCGGCGGGGGCCGCGAGGACCGGCUUAACAGGGUCGCGGAUCACCUGGAACGCGAUGGAAGUCCGAUGGAGGUCGAGGGGUCCUCCUCGCCGGGCCCGAUGCGGGGCCGCCAGGCCUCGCUGCAGUCCCCCGGGGGGCACUCGGAGGGUUCGGACAGGCCUGGGUCAAGGAGUUCCUCGGUCGAGUCGUAUCCCACGGCGAGGCACACGCCCGCGCACAACGGGCACCCCUUGGGCCUGACCCACCACCUCCAGGAGUUCAACCGCACCACGUCCCACAGCCACAGCGGCGGCUCGACGCCGAACAACAGUCCCAGCCCCCCGCACCGGAUAUCCCGCGACUCCCCCGUCGGUGGGCACCCCCAACCACCACCCGGGGUCGUAAGGCCCAGUCCCAACUACCUCGCGCCGCCUCCGAGCGCCGCCGCCGCCGCCGUCGCCGCAGCCGAGCAGCUCAAAACCCUUUACGGUCUUCCUGGACAUCCCCCGGGAGCCACGCAGCCCGGGCAGACCGAGUACCACUCCCAGCAACUCGCCCUCGCUGCCAACCUCGCCGCCGCUCAGCACUUUCAGGCUGCGAACCUAGCCGUCGCCCUCCAGGCCCACCACGGCGCCUCGCCCCACGGACCCCCCCAUGGGCCUUAUCCUCACCCCGGACCCCCCGGCGGGCCACACCCACCGCCGCAUCCCCAUCAGCCGCCCAGAGACAGCUACCCCCUUUAUCCAUGGCUAUUAUCCAGGCACGGGAGGAUCUUCCCUCACAGGUUUCCCGGCGGUCCAGAUAUCCCCGGAUUCCUUCUACAGCCGUUCAGAAAACCGAAAAGAAUCAGGACGGCGUUCAGUCCCAGUCAACUUCUGAAGCUCGAACACGCUUUUGAGAAAAAUCACUACGUCGUUGGGGCGGAAAGAAAACAAUUGGCGCAGGCUCUUUCGUUGACGGAAACACAGGUGAAGGUCUGGUUCCAGAACCGGCGGACGAAGCAUAAGCGGAUGCAGCAGGAGGAGGAGGCCAAGGCGCAGCAGCAAUCCGGGGGCAACGGCAACAACGGAGCAAACAAGAACACCCAUCACGUCAGCAAGUGGCAGCAGGAGACGGGCGACUACCACCAGGACGAGGACGAACACAUCGAUCCGGAGAACGACGAGUGCUCGAGCGGUUCCGAAGCGUAGCUAGACGUCCUUUGCCUGGACUAGAUCGAGGCCUCAGAGAUCCGGCGAGUCCUUUGAAUUUUGGAUGACGGACGCGUGCGCGAGCUCGACCAAUUUUCCCGGGGAAAAACUGAAGGAAGGGGCGUAGAUUCGACUGCAGGAGGACGAGGACGAUCGUAUAAUGCUCAAGGAGCGUGCUUCCUCCGGAUAUUGUGUUUUCGGUGCAGUGAAAUUCGAUGACCCGAACCUAUCGAGGAAAGGGCUGUCAGAGUUUCUUACGAUCAGGUGAUCAGGAGCUUCGUCGGUUAAGGGGAUGGAGUGUCGCGUCGUCGCGCCGAAAAACGACUACAAAUUUUCACCUUCGGUAUUUUCAUACUUCUUUCUGCCUACCUUCGACCGAAGCGAUGAAUUUUUAAGGUCACCCUCGCGAAUCGAGGAAAAACGCUCUUCGUACCUAACUACACAAUUAUCUCUUGCCAUGUCGUAUUCGCCAUAUUAUUAUGAGAAAUCGAAUAAACUGUACAAUGCGUGACCUAAACUUGAAUAUGCAAAUCGAUCACUUUUAGCGAUUGUAAAUAUAAAGAAGUUACGUUCUGCGCAAUUGAUCCGUGUGCGUGUGUCGUGUGACCGUUUAUCGUUCUACACUCGAUUAAAUUUUUAGUACAUAAAUAUAUAUAUAUA